UGAAAAAAUAGAAGAACCGUGCACUCCAUACACCAUGAGCGAUAGUGAUACUCAAUCCGAUUACGAUGGGGAAGAGGCACAACAUAUACAACGUGGAAGUCGCCCGAGUACAUCGAGGAGGGAAAAAUACCCGACGCCGAAUCCGCCUCCGAGGCAUGCUUGGUUACGUCCGUGCAUGCAAGGUUAUGCCGGACGAAUCAAUCACUAUGUAAAGGACACGACACUGAAGGAAGUGGAGACCUGUCUGACGCACUACCAGCGUUUAGAACAAUUUAAGAAAGGUCCGUUUGGGCAUUUACUUCAGUUGAAGAGGCAGGAUAGUGCGAAUGCCGCACUGCACCAUCUUCUUGCACGGGAGUUGUAUGACGAAGCAUUCGGUCCGUGGGAGAAGUGGUUCCACGUUGGUGGACACGACAUUCGAUUCAGCGCAGUGGAGUAUUGUCUGGUGACGGGGUUGUGUUUCGGGCCAUCCCCGCAGCGUUUUGAUCCUAAUAUGGAUCACCGUGUUGGGAAGCAGAGUCUAUGGCACGGAGUUUUGAAAGGCAAGAAGGUGGAAGUGAAGGAUCUGCGGAAGCGGUUCGUUAACCGCAGUCUGGGCAACAGUGCCCAGGAUUAUUUGAAGGCGGCCAAUAUUCUCGUGGCGUAUGAUCUCCUCUUCUGUCGGGAUUAUAAAUACGUGCACGAUUGGGUGUGGGCACUGGUAGAGGAAGAUCAGAAAUGGUCCGACUUCCCGUGGGGCUCUUACUCAUUCCAGAUUUUGUGUCAUGGGAUGAGUGUGUUGAAGAAGCAUCCCAACGAGAUUACCGGUAAUAGGAAGACGUACCACUUCUAUGGGCCCAUAUGGGCAUUACAGAUUUGGUCGUACGAGGCCAUUCCGAGGUUGGGCCGCGCGUGUGGGAUGCGUGACCCGAGGUUGCAGAUGCCACGAUUGGUGAACUGGACGACUUGGAAGUCGGCUUCUGACUUCACCCACUUUUUUGAUGCUCAUGAGGCCGAGUGUCACCGGACACUCGAACCGGUCGAGGAGGAGAAUGAUUCAUGGUAUUUGCAGACCCUGAGGCAUCCAGAGCCUUUUUCUGUACGAUACCAUCCUGGAGGGAAAUAUGCCGGCUUGACAGAGCCAGUUGUACCGGAGCCGCCUCCUCCUGUUAGGCCUCCCCCUGUGCAGAGGAGUAGCUCACGAGCAGAGAGGGCUCGUGAGAAGCAGCCUGUCCAUGUUGAGCGGCAUAGACAGACGUAUGUUGAUCCGACUGGUAGCCCAUCGAAGCGGCCCAGGCCGCAGGAGUUCGAUGAUUCAGUGCCUCGAGCAGAUCCAGAUGCUGAUUAUUGGAGGCGACGUGAUGAGGACUUGAUUGCCCGUGUCACUGAGAGCGUGACACGGGAGCAGAUCCGGACCGUGAUCCCUGAGGUGCGGCGGGCGAUUGUAGACGACGACUCCGAGCAUGGACUGGUUGCCAAAAUUACACGGAAGGUCGUGGCCGCUGUGAAGGAUAUAUUCGGUGGGCGAUCUUCUUCGAGGAAGCAUAGAUCAUCAUCCAGCCAUGCCAGUCGUCAUAGACACGGGAGUGAGGAGUUGGACCAGCCGAGACCCACUCACAGACGGUCUACAUCUCACAUUCCUAGUCCUGGGCAUCGGGGUCAUGAGGAUCCGCCUCAUGUGAGCCAUAGGCACUCAGUUGGAGACCUGGAUCGGCAGCAUCAGGGUCACAGUCGAUCACAGCAUGGAGAUGAUCCACCCCAUGCGAGUCAGCGGCGAUCUGCCUUACGUCACAGUGAGAGGGAGGCAUCUAUGAGGCGAUCAGCCUCACAUCGUGGUGAGAGGCAGACAUCUUUGAGGCGAUCUGCCUCACGUCACAGUGAGAGGUCAGCUCGUCAGCGGAGUCCAGUGACGCCUAUGCAUGGAGAGGGAGAUGACGAUGUCCAGUUCAGCUGGACUACUGACGAGGAAGAGGCCCAGGAUGUAGGGCGGCCACGACGCCCGAUUAAGCCGUCUGCUCUUCUACAGAGUCCGUAUGUGACCGAUGGCCCACUUGACACUCCUACGGCAAAGAAGGUUGCUUUCCGCAGAUUUAGAGAGAUGGGCGACGAUGCAUGUGUUGCUGUAGUGGAGACUGGAUAUAUAAUGACCCAGGGCUUUUUUGGGCGUAUUUUGGAUCGUCGGGCUGAGUUCGAUGCUGAGGUAUAAUAUAUUCGUAAUAUUGUAUUGUUUAAUAUGCGUUGUGUUACUAACGAAGUCAUAUUAUUUUGGAUGCAGAUUAUAGACCUCUGGAUUUUGAAGCAAAAUCGAAGGAUCAGAGUCAACCAGGAAUAUAUAGUGCAUCGGGCUCGGAC
Molecule: messenger RNA, 2331 nt
Organism: Salvia miltiorrhiza (redroot sage)
Lineage: Eukaryota; Viridiplantae; Streptophyta; Magnoliopsida; Lamiales; Lamiaceae
Exons: 3
Coding region: 35-2185 (716 amino acids)
Source: RefSeq, a predicted model, not a curated record